CCUCAGCUCACUCCGUGUUGUGGUUAGCUGGAUGUAGCCGGAUGCUAUCCCCAUGCUGUCUGCUGGAGCCGGCUGUAUGUGUAUCACUGAUGGUGAUGGCUCUCCCAUAAGGAAGGCGGGCGGAGGAGCGGGUCUGUGUUUUCUGACUAAACUCACCGAGUGAAGCACCGUGGUCAUGGCCGGGGUUUUCGACAUCGAUUUGGAUCAACCGGAUGAGAAUGUCUCUGACGACGAACUGGAGGACGCGGGCCAGCUCGGUGAAUAUAUGGACCAGUGCACUGGCUUUGAAUUUAACAUGGAUGACUGUGAGAAGUUUGAAAUUUCAGAGAACAGUGUGAACAAGGGAACAGAGCAGAUCAGGCCUGAAUGCUUUGAGCUGCUGAAAGUUUUGGGAAAAGGUGGCUAUGGAAAGGUGUUUCAAGUUCGGAAGGUAGCAGGUGCCACCUCCGGGAAGAUAUUCGCUAUGAAGGUUUUGAAGAAGGCCAUGAUUGUGCGUAAUGCAAAGGACACGGCGCACACCAAAGCCGAGAGGAACAUUCUGGAGGAGGUGAAGCAUCCCUUCAUAGUGGACCUCAUCUAUGCCUUCCAGACAGGGGGAAAGUUGUACCUCAUCCUGGAGUAUCUGAGCGGAGGGGAGCUGUUUAUGCAACUGGAAAGAGAGGGCAUCUUCAUGGAAGACACAGCAUGUUUCUACCUGGCUGAGAUCUCGAUGGCGCUGGGUCACCUGCACCAGAAAGGCAUCAUCUAUAGAGACCUGAAGCCUGAGAACAUCAUGCUCAACAACAACGGACAUGUGAAGUUGACAGACUUUGGUCUAUGCAAAGAGUCCAUCCAUGACGGAACGGUCACCCACACCUUCUGUGGUACAAUCGAAUACAUGGCUCCAGAGAUCCUAAUGAGGAGCGGACAUAACCGAGCAGUGGACUGGUGGAGUUUGGGAGCUCUCAUGUAUGACAUGCUGACAGGAGCACCUCCAUUCACCGGUGAAAACCGAAAGAAGACGAUCGACAAAAUCUUGAAAUGCAAACUCAGCCUUCCACCUUACCUCACACAAGAAGCCAGGGACCUCCUGAAAAAGCUGCUGAAACGAAAUGCCUCGUUACGACUCGGCGCUGGACCGGGAGAUGCUGCUGAGAUCCAGGCUCACCCAUUCUUCCGUCAUAUAAACUGGGAUGACCUCCUCGCUCGCAAAGUAGAGCCUCCAUUUAAACCAUACCUGCAAUCGGCCGAUGACGUCAGCCAGUUUGACUCCAAGUUCACCAGCCAGACUCCAGUGGACAGCCCCGACGACUCCACGCUCAGCGAGAGUGCCAAUCAAGUCUUCCUGGGUUUCACAUAUGUAGCCCCAUCUGUGCUUGAAAACGUCAAAGAGAAGGGCGCUUUCGAGCCAAAGGUGCGCUCACCACGGAAGUUCCCAGGAAGCCCAAGAACACCUGUGAGUCCGGUGAAGUUCGUAGGAGGGGACUUCUGGCCCCGGGGACCCACGCUGACUGGCCGCACCUUGGAGCAACCCAUGGAGGAGCAAAUGGACACGAGCGGCAGCGGCGGCGGCGCCUCCGAGGCCUCCGCGCCACUUCCCAUCAGACGCCCUUCAGGCAUCCAUGCGGGACCCUACAAAAAGCAGGCCUACCCCAUGAACUCCAAGCGGCCCGAACAUCUACGAAUGAACCUAUGACGCUCGGCUCGCCUACGAACACUAGGACUCUUCCAAUUCCUCAUCCUCUUCCCUGUUGUUGUUUUCUGUCAAAGAGACUUGUAGAAUUUUUUUCAAAUUGACUGACAAUGUCAGUGCUGAUCACCAGCUCUUCCAGCAGCGCCUUCCCAUCCUUCCUGACUCAGCCUGGCCUCCUCAGCCUGACGCAGAUAAUCAGCAGUUGGAGAUGUGUGGUCAGUUGGGGGAGUUGUGUGAGAGGUGCUCCUCAAUGAAAGUUGACUUGCUUGUUGGCUGGUUAAUGCCUCCUCAACUGGCAUUAUCAUAUGAUUUACUGGUGCUCUUUUAUCCUCAACUCUGGACAUUGUUACUUUUAGUGUUAACGGCUCAUUGCCUCAUCACAGUGAGAGAAUUUGGUAACGAGGGGCAUUUAUUUCUCCCUCAAUACGCCAGGCUUUUGUUUUUUGUUUAACGGACAUCUUGUGAUAGGAACUUGCAGGUUAUACUGUCAGUAGGUAGAAUUAUCGGAUAGCAAUUCCACAAUGAACACAGUAUUCCUUUAUGUUGGAGGAAAACAAUCACAUUGCCUUUGUCACUGGAGCGAGGAGUAGGUGGAGCAUGACUUACGGAAAAGCAGCUAUAAAAAGAUAGAAGUGAAAUUUCAGCCGAAAGCAUCACUUCCACCACAAUCAAUACCAAAUGCCGGCACUGCUUUACUCGUCUGUCUGGAGUGCUUUCUGUACAGAAGCACCGUUCGGUUUCUUUGUGUUGAAUGUAAACAGAUUCUAAAUGCCUUUUUUUUUUGCGUAAAUCUCCUGCGCUCAGCUCUAAUGACCCCUGCAGCGUUAUUCUUAACUCCUCUAUUCAUGCAGUCUCAUUGCCACUGUCAUGGUUGGAGCCCAACAAACAGGUCGACCCAAAAUACACAGCCAAAUUGAUAUCACUGCACUUUAUUGAUUCAGGCAGUGUGUAUGUCUUAUAUGCUUUUUGUGCAUUUACAGUAAUGGGGCUCUACUAAACCCUGUUUGAGCUGAGAUGUAUGGCCUGUUUGUGUGAUGUGAAGCUGCUAUAUGAGCCUCUGGAGUCAAGCCAUUCCAAACUCCUCACCUUAAAACUGACCAUGCCAUUCAAUGCAGAUUCUCAUGAUGCUGAAUGGAUGAAAACUAGCUUCGGUUUGAAUGGCUCCCUGGUGUUUUUUUGCUAUCAAAACACUUAGUGUUUAAUGAAUUGACCAAGAACACUGUUUCAAUGAACCAAAUGAUUUUCUUUUUUGCUGGUAAACUAACAAACCCUGGACAACAGCUGUAGAAGUGUGUCGCUGGUUUGUUGUAAGAACAAACACGUUUUGUUCAUAAUGUCCUUUUUGAUCAUACUGACUUUGUUCUCCACAGUGAUGCUCGCAGAGGCAGUUUAAUACGUUCCUGUAAUGUAUAACCUAGGUGCUCUAGCCAGCUUAGAUCGAGGAUCUAAUAUCGAUCAGAGUCAGGCUGAGCCCAUUGAUUUUCUUCUUCUUCUUCUUCUACCAUUCCAGUACAACAAUUAUGUUUAAAGACCAGUCACUCCACUAAAACUUUGUUACAAUAUUUAUUUUAAGUGCCAUUUGUGUUUCCACUGCAUUGUUCACACUAUGCAAACUAUGUAUUUAUUAUGUAGUAUUAUUUAGAUAAGGCAGCAGAAUGUGUGAUAAUUUGUUUUUUUUGUCAAAGACCGAUUUCUAUCAUAAUAAUAAUAAGCAUGUACAGUAUGAUUUAAUUUCCACAGAACAUGUCUUACAGCAUUCUCAGAUGCAGCUUUUUUUUUUUUUUUCAAAACUGAGGACAGUGUCCUAAAGUCUUACAGUAUUUAUUGUGUGGCAUAGUAUCAUAUUGACGGGGGAUUUUCAGAAAACAUUUUAAUAUCUUAAGACUUUCCUUGCUGAAAACUUGAACUUCAGUUUGUCUUUUUGCAGUGCUUAAAGCAAGGGCAGAUAUUGUGUGUGUGUGUGUGUGGGGGGGGGGACUGAUGCAAAAACCAAUGAUAAUUUCUUUGCUUCAUAUAUGAUCUGAGUGGGAUAAUUUCUGUGUGUGUGUGUGGAGAAACUAAAAAUGCUACUUUGCUUCUGUUCAGGUGUGCUUGAGUUUCCUCCACACUGAGAUGUUUGAGAAUCAUCUUGUCAAGUUUACUUCAGGUGAGAAACACCAUCUUUGAGUAGAAUGGGUGUUUUAAUCACUGGUGGUUAUUGAAUAACAUUAUUCCUGGUUUGUCACCCCUAGAUCUGCCCCUUCAGAUGGGGAAAGUUAAUAUGUAUCAUGUACAUAACAAAGUCAAAAUAAAAAAAAAUAACGGG
Molecule: messenger RNA, 3977 nt
Organism: Sebastes umbrosus (honeycomb rockfish)
Lineage: Eukaryota; Metazoa; Chordata; Actinopteri; Perciformes; Sebastidae
Gene: rps6kb1a
Product: ribosomal protein S6 kinase b, polypeptide 1a
Exons: 15
Coding region: 176-1675 (499 amino acids)
Biological process (GO): signal transduction; protein phosphorylation
Molecular function (GO): protein serine/threonine kinase activity; ATP binding
Source: RefSeq, a predicted model, not a curated record